UCUUCAUCAACUCCAUUCAGCAUUUCUUCUUUUUAGCCUAAUUCACCAGCUUGUUCACUAAACUAUAGUUAUUCAUUUAGUAUUUACUCUUCUCAUCGAUCAUUUACAUAGAAUUAUAUAUCAAACCAUGGAUACUAAGUCCUCUUUCAAUAUUAUUUUCCUUGUGAUCUUUUGCUCUUUGGCUACAUUUUCAUCUGCUUCUCUUACUGUUGGAUUCUACAGAUCUUCUUGUCCUUCAGCAGAAGCUAUUGUGAAGAGAGCUGUAAACAAAUUUGUUGGUCGCAACCCAGGGCUCGGUGCUGGUCUUAUUAGAAUGCAUUUUCAUGACUGCUUUGUGAGGGGCUGUGAUGCUUCUGUGCUGCUAGCUUCCACACCAGGUAACCCAUCCGAGAGAGAGCAUAUUGCUAACAAUCCUAGCUUACGUGGGUUCGAAGUCAUUGACGAAGCUAAAGCUCAAAUAGAAGCUCUAUGUCCGAAAACUGUGUCGUGCGCAGACGUUCUUGCAUUCGCAGCUCGCGACAGUUCCUUGAGGCUCGGAGGGAUAAACUACGCUGUUCCGGCUGGACGGAGAGACGGGCGUGUUUCGAAUGUGGACGAAGUUGCACAGAAUCUUCCUCCUCCGUUCUUCAAUGCACAGCAAUUAAUUGACAACUUUGAUCGUAAAGGAAUGUCAGCAGAUGAGAUGGUGACGCUAUCCGGAGCACAUUCUAUCGGAAUCUCUCACUGUUCUUCAUUCUCCGACCGUCUCUACUCUUUCAACGCUACUCAUCCUCAGGAUCCUUCCAUGGAUCCAAGAUAUGCAGCUUUCUUGAAAACUAAGUGUCCACCACCACCAAGCAACAAUGGUGAUCCAACAGUUCCGCUUGAUCCUACUCCUAAUCGCAUGGACAACAGAUACUACUUGGAGCUGACCAAGAAUCGUGGAUUGUUGACUUCCGAUCAGACAUUGAUGAACAGUCCUUCAACGCAAAGUAUAGUGGUGAACAAUGUCAGAAAUGGAAGAACAUGGGCUGAUAAGUUUGCCAAGGCUAUGGUGCAUAUGGGUUCUCUAGAUGUUCUUACUGGAGUUGAAGGUGAAAUCAGGACCCGAUGCAGCGUCGUGAAUUAACGUCAUAUAUUAUUUUCUUUGUUUUUUUAAGUCAUUCUUUCAUUCAUUCUUUCAUUUGAUUAAUUGUGUAUUUGUUCCAAGUGAAUUGUAAAAUUAUGAAAUUAAUUUAUUUAUAAAUUAAUAUAAUUGUUCUUGAUUUACUAAA
This is a messenger RNA of Mercurialis annua (annual mercury), 1253 nucleotides long. RefSeq names its product peroxidase 5-like. Bases 128 to 1108 code for a protein of 326 amino acids. The transcript has a single exon. The record is from RefSeq and is a predicted model, not a curated record. Gene Ontology annotation, molecular function: heme binding; peroxidase activity. Gene Ontology annotation, cellular component: plasmodesma; plant-type cell wall. NCBI's taxonomy places the organism in Eukaryota, Viridiplantae, Streptophyta, Magnoliopsida, Malpighiales, Euphorbiaceae. Gene Ontology annotation, biological process: hydrogen peroxide catabolic process; response to oxidative stress.